UGACAAAUCAAAAUAGAGGUUAUGUUCGUUUACGCAGCAGUUAUGUGGACGUUAGAAACAUAUUUUUUCAACUAGUUUACUUGUUUAUUAAUUGGCUUGCUUAAAUUGUUAUGUGUAAUUAAUAUGACGUAUUUAAAGUCAUGGGAAGAAUUCGAAAAGGCUGCAGAGAGACUCUAUUUACAGUCGCCAGAUAAAGUUCGUUACAGUAUGAAAUAUGUUCAUUCCAAGAACGUUCUAGUUUUAAAAAUGACAGACAACGUAGUUUGUCUGCAAUUCAAAACUGAAAUUGCCCAAGAUGUUAGAAAGAUUGAUAAGUUUGUCAACAACUUAAUGAGGCAUAUGGUUUCAAAAGAACAUUAAAUAUUUCUCUUUUGCAUUUGUAUGUUUACUGUAUAAGUUUAAAAGUCUAUCUCUGAAAAUGUAUAAUAUAAAAUGUGAUACAAGUGUGGUGGAACAGAGUUAAGUGCAAUAGAUAUAUGUUACACAUAACUCCUUGUAACUUUCAACAAUAUACAGAAUAAUGACACAGUUCAUUACCAUAUUAUUUUAUAAUUACAUAUUUAGUUGUAUUUGUAUAAGCCAAUAUGAAAUGUUGGUUUUUUUUGUAUGAAUCAUUAUUUCUGCAAUGAUAGAGAAUAAAAAAAUCACUUACCCAACAA
This is a messenger RNA of Agrilus planipennis (emerald ash borer), 659 nucleotides long. RefSeq names its product signal recognition particle 9 kDa protein (gene Srp9). The record is from RefSeq and is a predicted model, not a curated record. Gene Ontology annotation, cellular component: signal recognition particle, endoplasmic reticulum targeting. Gene Ontology annotation, molecular function: 7S RNA binding. The transcript has 2 exons. Gene Ontology annotation, biological process: negative regulation of translational elongation; SRP-dependent cotranslational protein targeting to membrane. The coding region runs from base 124 to 360 and encodes 78 amino acids. Lineage: Eukaryota; Metazoa; Arthropoda; Insecta; Coleoptera; Buprestidae.